AAUUAGUUGAAGUUUUGGGACAGAAAUAUUAGAGGCACUAAGCUACCAUAUGAUGUUGAAAACGAAGCAGACACACGAGCUCUUCGCUCAUCGCUCUUCGGGCAGAGUUCAAUGACCAGCCGUGAACGAAAUUUUAGCUGGCAGUGUGUGUGUGGGUCGGUACUGUGCUUGUAUUGCAACAUUUUGCUUUGGCGCGAUUUCAUGGCAAAGUAAAAGUUGUGGGGCACAAACACACACACACACACACACACACUCUCAUGUUUAAACAAAUUCCCCGAACACCCGCAUGGUGUGCGCCAUUUCGAAAUUGUGUUAAAAGUUGAACGAACGCACUUAACCCAAAUCCAUAAUGGAGACACCAGAGCGAGGCCAUCUCUAUGGACUUACUCUCUUUAGCUUCCUCUCUCUUGCUCGACAGAGAGAGAAAAAUGAUCUCCCCGUUACGCUGACUGCAUUUGUUAUUAUUGAGUUUUGUAAUAAUUUGUUUAAAUUAGGCGCACAGCCCGGAAAAUAUUUACAGGAAAUAGCCAGCGAUUAUGAAAGCAACUCUCACACACACACACACUCACACUCUUUCCAAAAACUCUCUUGCACUCUCUUUCCACGUUCAUUGACUUCCCGCUUAGGCGGCCAUGUUUGCUGUUUGCAGUUGAAAAAGAAAACGAAAGUGGUUCAUGCGUGUGUAAAAGAGAGCGAGAGAGAGAGAGCGCUGCUUUGUAGGCAACACGCAGACGCAGCCUUUUGUGUAAUAGUAUUUGUUGGAAGCUCCGAUGUUGUAAUUAAUGGAUUAGAUUUUGAUUUUAAUUUUAUUUUAGAGCUAGUUUGGGGAGAAUAAUAAUAAUUAUUAUUUAAUUGUUAAAAAAAAAAACUAAGAAAUUUUCAAUGUCACAUUUGAAAUUCAAACAUUAAUUAGCCGCUAACCCCGAGCAGAGCCAAUAAUUUUUUAGCAAAUCCUUGAACUAGUUCUGUGGCAAGCUAGUGCCAAAAAUAAGUCAAGUGAACCGAACAAAAAUUCGACCGCCAACAGUCGAACUCGGCAACAGCAGGCAGGCAGGCAGCAAUGAAAUGAAAUCGAAAAAAAAAUAAAAUAAACAGCAAAUUUCGAAUUGUUUAUAAUAAAAAUGACCGUGUGCUAUUUAAGUGACGGCGACUGCGCUGCUACGGCUGCCAGUGCUGCUGCUGCUUUGCCUUAUCUUUCAAGGAAAAUUAAAAUAAAACGCACACGCCAAAAAAAAUACAAAAAAAUAAAAAUAAAUAAAUAAAUACAAAAAAAAAACAAGGCAACUGUGAGCAAGGGCCUCUGAUGUACCGUUAUAAGAGCAACUGACCUAGAAAAAAGUCCCAAUAUCAUAAUUUUAUUUUUAUUUUGGAAAAAAAAAAGAAACUACUUUCACUUUUACAUCCAUAAACACGAAAAAAAAAAUAAAUAAAUAAUUGGCGAGCAUUUCGAAACACUUUCUUUUUCAUUUCGUUUCGUUACAUUUUGGCUGCUUUCAUAAUUUCUUUCGGGGCAGCAGCAGUAAUAGGCGCCAUUUUGAUGGUGUUUUUUUUGUGUUUUUCCUUUUUUUUUUAUUUUCUUUUUUGUAUUGCAAAGACACGAAAAUAACGCAAGAAAUGAAAACGAAACCGAAAUUUAGCGCACACACACACAGAGACAUCCAUCUGCCCACAGACAUGGCGAAGCAAGCGCCGCCCCACUCCCCACCUCCCCCCCGAUUCGAAAUACGUCCUCACUCAGCUCAGUUCAUUGACCGCCGCUGACGUGCAGCAAAACUGGGUCACCAAUGGCAGCGACGCAGCAGCGCCGUCGACAGUGAAGGUGCUUGCGAUAGUAUUAGUGAUGGCAGUAUCGGUGUGAGCUCUGUUCAUUUUGCAUUUUGAUUUUUUUUUCUUUUUUUUUUCGUGGGUUUUACUUUUGGAUUUAUUAGAUCGCCUGGGCUAGUCUGGGCAAGUAAAAAAAAAAAAAUACAUAUAUCUUUGCUUAUUGUUUUGUAUUUUUUGUAUUUUUUUUUAUUAGCAGGCACUUGCAACAGGCACACAUGCUGGCUUUUAAUUGAAAUGAACUUAAAUUAGCGCGAGGUUAGGCGAAUUGAAAGUAAAUAUGCAACACGAACGAGAUAGAGAUGGAGAUAGACUAGCCUAGUCUCUAGUUAAUUUUUUUUAUUAUAAAUUCCACCCUAAAAAAAUAAAAUAAUAGAUAGCAAUUAGUUGUCUCCGAAAAGCUUAUAAAAUAAUCAAACAAUUGUCAAUUAUCAUCAAAAGGCUAUGUAGGUUUAUGCCACAAUACUAAUACAUAUGUACAACAACUAUGACAUGAUCAUAGUUGUUAUUGUUGUUGUCGCAAUCAUUAUUAUUUUGAGGCUACAAACACACAUACACACACACACACACAGAGGCAACAUGCAUGUAGAUUUCGCCUUGCCUCGCCGCUGCGAGUGUUUUGAACUUUAUUCAGGUCAAUUACAAAUACAUUAAAAUGCCACUGCUACACAUGGCAGGCGGCAAGCAAGCUGUUGACUAAAAUAAUAUUGGAGGCUACGAGAUGGGGGCUUUUUUUGUUUUUGGGGUUGGGCUGAGGGUAGGCAGGAGUUGCAACAACAGUUCAAGGAGCCUGCCACAGCUUACAGCUUCAAAUGGCCAUGAUGGGGUUCUAUUCGAUAGUUUCUUAGCUAUCUUGCCACUUGUACAACAAUUACUUGCCCCAUAAGUGAAAUCAUAAAAAAAAGCAGAAAAAAGAGCAACGGCAGCUGCUAGUUGACAAGUUGAGAGUUUUGAGUUUUUUUUUUAAAUUAUUUUCUUUUAUUUUGUCUUUUUUGGUUACAUAAAGUGGCGUUUUUUUUUUAGCUGCCUCGGCUGCCUUCACCUGCCUUCACAAAAAAUGGUUAACGGUGAAAUUGCAAAGAAAAGAGCGCCAAAAGAAAAGAAAACAACAAAAAAGAAGAAGCAGAAGAAGAGAAAAAAAAGAGUGGCAGGCAAACGUAACAAACUUGUUUUACACGCCACUACGCAAGUUGAACCUUCAAAAGGUUCAUUUACCUCGCCAGAGCCGAAGCCGAGUUGAAAACGAACCCGAACUGUCCAACAACCACCCGAACAACCAAAUACCCGAAGCCGAAGCCGAACCCGAUGCUGAACCGAUGCAACCGCUCUUCGGGCUUUUAAAGAUGGCCGAGUGUUGGCUGCUUGGUGGGAUGAGGGAGGGAUGGGGGGAUUGCUGUGAAAAAUGUACUUUCGCUUUUUUCAAUGCCUCGGCGCCAAAAAAAAAAAAAGAAAAAACCAAACUAGUUUGCAGCUCUCUCGGAGAGCGUGGCAUAGAGGAGCGUUGCAGCAAUCUCCAGCAGCGUUUUGGGCCACAGUUAAACGACCGAGCCGACCGAGUUCAACGACUCUUGUAAAAUUUCUCGAAGGUUUCGCAUUGCAACAUCAGUCGCAGUCGCAGUCUCAGUCUCUGUCGCUGCAGUCGCAACUUGUUCGAAGCUGCAUUUGCAUUGCAUGGCAUCUCUCUCUCUCACUCUCUUGGUCGUUCGUGUUCUGAAUUGCUGUUCAUUGCACUCGGCCUCGUUUUCGGCUCGCUCGUGUUCGCUUGCUCGUUCGACUGCAAUUUUUGCACGACGUCAGAGCCGGGCUACUAGGGGUGGGGCGGGGGAGAGCAUGGCGAGUGGGGGCCAUUGGGGGCUUUGCAGUUUUGUCGCCGAGUGCAGCGACUUCUAUUUGGGUCAGGCACGGUCAUUCGCCUCAGUUGCAGCGCCGCCUCAGUUACUGCUGGCAGCGACUGAGACAGCGGUCGCCUUGGCGCGCAUUUAUUUGAAAAUGAUUAGAGGCACGAAUUGGAAUUAUUUUUGCGUACAUACGCGUUGGCAAUAGAUGCCGAUCAGCUUGACCCAAUUUUCCAGGGGGGAACUCAUAAACAAGUUGAGGUAUUUGUUGGAUUACCGAGGGGAGAGCAGGGAAGGUCAAGGGUGGUGGAGAAGAGGUGAAGAAAUGGGAUUUAAAAAAUGUUAUUACUCAUACGCACUGUUGUCAGAACUCUUUAUAGAGCUAUUUCUUAUAAAAUUACUCUAUUUAUGAGGCUUAAAAUUAAUUAAAAAAUAAAAUAAAAAAAUUUUAAUAUUACGUAGCCGCCCUGUAUGCCACCGUUUUUUUUUUCUUCAAAAAUAACUCUAUUUAUGAAGCUUGAGAUUUAUUUAAAAAUAAAAUAAUAUACAAAUUAUGAAUUUCUAUCUGUUUUUUUUUUGAUAAACUAAAAUUUCAAUAUUACGUAUCCGCCCUGUAUGCCCUCGUUGAAAAUGUGAAAUAUUCCCAUUUUAUGGCUUUUGUUUGAUUUUCGCCUUUUGUUUUCCACUUCAUCGAUGAGAAAUGAAACGAGCACGACCUUUUCAUGUAAAAUUAAUAAUAUGGCACAGGGUCUACUGAGACUCUACUCUACCCUGAGCGAUCCGAGCGAUGUCAUGUGUGUGCUACGAGCUAUGUGCUAUAAGGUCUGUGCUCUGUGCUCUGUGCUCUGUGCUAUAUGCGCAAUGGCGACCUCCCCAACGUUUCAUUGAAGUAUUUUUUUUCAUGACCCACAAAAUUCGAAACACAUCGAAGGCUCUCCUCCGAAGCCGAAAAUAAAAUUACAAGCAAGUGGCUGGCGGUUGGGCGGUCGGGCGGGCAGUGUUGCUUUCUUUUGUUGAGAAAUUUCAAGAAACUCCAAAACAAAACACUCGCCAUGCCAUGUCUUUAUUAUUAUGUUGUUAUUAUUAUUAUUAUUAUUUGUGUGUCCCCCCCCCUUUCUUACGAUAGCAUUUCCUUUGUGAGUGAGUGCCUCCCUUUGUUCCACUGUCUCUCUGUCUCUCUGUAUCUUUCCACAUAUUUCGAUCGCGUUGUAAACAACUUACGCAAGCAAAACAAAAAAAAAAAAUAAAUAAUAAAAAACAAAAUAAAAAAUCCAAAGCUUAUGUGACUUUACGUAAACCAUCACUGAGGUGUAUUUUUUUUUUUUUUGUUUGUGAAUCACCUUUUAUUCGAAAACCCAAAACCGAAAGUAGGCCUAUCACUGUAUGUAUGAGCUCUGGAAGGUGCAAUGAACUCUCGGGGAUGUCUCUUGGAUAAACAACAAGUUUGUUUUGUCGGCUUGCGCUUCAAAUUUCUUCGUAAUUCAGGAAGUAGUCAUCCAGUCCAAACAAUAACAAGAAAUCAUAAACAAUUUCGAGUUUAGAAAGCCACUCGAUACAAGGUAGCGUCUCUCGGUGAAAGUGAAACUUGUUAAUUGGCUUUUAAUUGCUGGCAUUAUUAUGAAUGUCAAUUGUGGCCAACAGAGAGACGGAGAGAGAGAGAUGCUAUUGAACUGGUUUACAGCUCGUUGAAGAAGAGUCUUAUGUAAGAUACUAAGAAACUAAGAAAAAUAAGCUACUACCUCAAUAGACUCCCCAAUUACAAAGUUAUCACAUCGCUGUGGUUACAUUUUCGGGGCCACCUUCUUCGACCCACUUCCAGUUGUCUGCUGAGCGAUUAGCCCCAAUCUUCAUGGCUCUUAUGCAACUUUAUAGGCCUACUGAUUGGUCAACUCUGUGCUCUGGUCUCUGGACUUGCAUUUCCGCGGCACGCACUCUGUUUUCUACCCAAAAACAGUCAACCAACAACUUUCACUUUUACUUUCGUCAGACGGUCGGUCAAUUGGUUGGUCUGCCGGAAUGAUUAUUAAAUUUUUGUUCGUUUCGUUGUUGGCCUCAUUCGGUUCGGUGGCGGCUAAGUUCAUUGACCAUUGGAGUGGUGGUGCCUGGCGGUGGGGGUUAACCGAACCACUCGCCAUGCGAUGACAAAGCCCGAGUUUGAAUAAAAACAAACAAUCUGGAACAGUCAUGAGCGUGUUUGAUGAUCGAAUGAGUCAUUUGGCGCAUCAGAAUCUGCAUUUUUCAACGGCCUCCCCUUCGUCAAAGCGCCGAGGCUUAACCCUCGACAGCCAGACGGGGCCAGAGGUGUCGUAAAUUAUCCACUCAAGCGUGAAAUCAUCAAGUGUAUGAUUUUACAAACUCAUUACUGGCCUUAGGCCUCAACAGGCAGCCUCCAGUCUCUGGCUCCCAGCCUCCAGUUCACAUUUUCCACCUGCCAACGUGACGUAUGAGCGAUAUUUUCCCAUACAUCACUCAUACGCACCGUGAACUGCAAAAAUUAUUCAAAAAAUGGCAAAGAAAAUUCUACGAGUGAGGGAAAAGCUCUUCAAAAGCUUUUCUAUCUCAACACAAAUUACUCUUUCGUGGUGAAAAGCUUUUAAGCUUAAGAGUAUUUCAUGGCAUUGCUUAAGAGAGAGAGAGUAUCUCUUCUAAAGAGAACCUAUGCGGCGAGCAAUGAACUUUGGCGGCUAAAGAGAGAGAUAUAAGCGGCGAUAAAGCGCCCUUAAAAACAGAUCUGGGGGCAACAGCUUGUGGCAAGUUUAUCAGCAAAAGCUUAUCAGCGCUUGAACUUGCUUUGUUUGUGGGUGGAUGGGUGAACUGCAGAAAUAUUUGCUAAAAAAAAAUCACAAAUAAAUGUAAAUUAUUUAAAUAAUUUGUUUAAAUAUUUUUAGUAAUUAAUAAUAUUAUUUAUUAAAAUAAUAAUCUUAUUUGGAACAAGUUAUUUUGUUAAAUUUUAGUAAAUAUUUGAACUUGGCUUAUCAGUGACUCAGUUGGUCGCUCUCUUCAGCUGGCUAGUACCAUAACAAAUAUUACUCAUACGUCAGAGAGCUUACUGGAGAGAGAGAGACUCCUCUCUCUUGUGCGGCAUUUUGGUUCGCCUCUCCUGCCCGCCCCGAAGCUCGGCCAUUGUGUUUUUUUUUUUUUACCUUUGGGUAUAUUCGUAACGCGCUCUGGCUUUUACAGUUAGUCGCGUUCGAGACCUUGUCGAGUUUUGUCAUGUUAGCCAGCGAUCCGAGAGAUCCGAUUUCGACUUCGAGAUUCGAAAUAUAAGCCAAGAAAUACCGCACGCGAGUGUUGCCGCCAAAAAGCCAAAUAAGAGUUAAUAGUUACACUAAACACAGUUACUAAGAUUAAACCAAACUAAUACUAAUAGUUAAUGUGAAGAAAAGUCGACCAAGUCUCUCCCUCCCAAGAAACACUCUCUCUCUCGUCUGUCUGGAUUACGCGCUUAAAUUAAAAAAAUAUUAUUUAUUUGCUAAAAUAAAAAAAUAUUCCAACAAAAUAAAUAAGAAAGAAUGUGAAAGCCAAGAAUUUGUAAAAAGAAAAGCAAACAAAGUUCCUCUCUCAAAACAAACAAAAAAAUUAAAUUCAAUAUUUAAUUAAAAUAUUUAAGUGAAAAAAAAGGAAAAUAAAAUUAAAAAGUUACAAGUACCUGAGUUCGACUCUCCAACCAAAGCCAGUGUUUUUGUGCCAAAAAACAACAAAAAUAUAUAUUUAAUGAGCCAUCUGAGUGGUUGAAGUGCCCCCCCUGUCCCCCCUUUUGGAAAAGGGAGCAAGUCAAAUUACCAAAUCUCCAAAAAAAUAAAACACAAAAAUAAAAUCACAAAAAUGGGCGAAGAACUGCCGAUAUUGAAGGGAAUUCUCAAAGGCAAUGUCAACUAUCACAAUGCCCCUGUGCGUUUUGGACGCGUGCCGAAGCGCGAAAAGGCGCGCAUCCUUGCCGCCAUGCAACAAAGUACACAGAAUCGCGGCCAACAAAGGGCUUUGGCCACUGAGCUUGAUGAUCAGCCACGCCUACUCGCCGCCGUGCUGCGCGCCCACCUCGAGACCUGCGAGUUCACCAAGGAGAAGGUCUCAGCGAUGCGGCAACGGGCCCGCGAUUGUCCCUCCUACUCCAUGCCCACAUUGCUGGCCUGUCCUCUGAAUCCCGCCCCUGAACUGCAAUCGGAGCAGGAAUUCUCGCAAAGAUUCGCCCACGUUAUCCGCGGUGUCAUUGACUUUGCCGGCAUGAUUCCCGGCUUCCAGCUGCUCACCCAGGACGACAAGUUCACGCUCCUGAAGGCCGGCCUCUUCGACGCCCUCUUCGUGCGUCUCAUCUGCAUGUUCGACUCCUCCAUCAACUCGAUCAUCUGCCUGAACGGGCAGGUGAUGCGGCGGGAUGCCAUCCAGAAUGGAGCCAAUGCCCGGUUCCUGGUCGAUUCGACCUUUAACUUUGCGGAGCGCAUGAACUCGAUGAACCUGACGGACGCCGAGAUUGGACUCUUCUGCGCCAUUGUUCUGAUCACACCGGACCGACCCGGUCUCCGCAACCUGGAGCUCAUCGAGAAGAUGUACUCGCGGCUCAAGGGCUGCCUGCAGUAUAUUGUGGCCCAGAACAGACCCGAUCAGCCGGAGUUCCUGGCCAAGCUGCUGGAAACAAUGCCCGAUCUGCGCACUCUGAGCACCCUGCAUACGGAGAAGCUGGUCGUCUUCCGGACCGAGCACAAGGAACUUCUCCGCCAGCAGAUGUGGUCCAUGGAGGAUGGGAAUAACAGCGACGGACAGCAGAACAGCAAGUCGCCGUCGGGCAGCUGGGCCGAUGCCAUGGACGUGGAGGCGGCCAAGAGCCCACUGGGCUCUGUCUCCAGCAGCGAGUCCGCUGAUUUGGACUACGGCAGUCCGAGCAGUUCCCAGCCCCAGGGCGUCGGCCUCCCCUCGCCGCCCCAGCAGCAGCAGCCCUCGUCGCUGGCCAGCUCGGCUCCGCUCCUGGCGGCCACCCUCUCGGGGGGAUGCCCUCUGCGGAAUCGCGCCAACUCCGGCUCCAGUGGAGAUUCCGGUGCCGCUGACAUGGACAUCGUCGGCUCGCAUGCGCAUCUCACCCAGAACGGGCUGACCAUCACGCCGAUUGUCCGCCACCACCACCACCAGCAGCAGCAGCAGCAGCACCAGCAGAUCAGCCACUCCCAGCAGCAGCAACUCCACCCGCAGCAGCAGCAGCAGCCACAGCAGCAGCAACUGCACCACCAGCAGCACCCCCAGCUGCACCACCACUUGACAGCCGGAGCGGCACGCUACCGGAAACUAGACUCGCCCACAGAUUCGGGCAUCGAGUCCGGUAACGAGAAGAACGAGUGCAAGGCGGUGAGUUCCGGUGGCAGCUCCUCCUGCUCCAGUCCCCGCUCCAGUGUGGACGAUGCCCUCGACUGCAGUGAUGCCGCCGUCGCCAUUGCCGCCCAGGUGGGCCAGGUGCAGCAUCCCCAGCUGAGUGUGGUGGCCGUUUCCCCGGUCCGCUCGCCCCAGCCCUCGAGCAGUGGGCAUCUGAAGCGCCAGAUCGUGGAGGACAUGCCGGUGCUGAAGCGCGUCCUGCAGGCGCCGCCACUCUACGACACCAACUCCCUGAUGGACGAGGCCUACAAGCCGCACAAGAAGUUCCGGGCCCUGCGGCAUCGCGAGUUCGAGACCGCCGAGGCGGACGCCAGCAGCUCCACGUCCGGAUCAAAUAGCUUGAGUGCCGUGAGUCCGCGCCAGAGUCCCAUCCCGAACAGUGUGGCCACGCCCCCGCCGCCACCGGCAGCCAUGUCGGUGGGCUCCAGCCCGGCACCGCUGGGAGCCGGCACCGCCCAGAGCCAGCUGCAUAUGCACCUGACCCGCGGCAGCCCGAAGGCAUCGAUGGCCAGCUCGCACUCGGUCCUGGCCAAGUCCCUGAUGGCCGAGCCCCGGAUGACGCCCGAGCAGAUGAAGCGCAGCGACAUCAUCCAGAACUACUUGAAGCGGGAGAACAGCACGGCGGCCAGCAGCACCACCAGCGGCGGCAGCCUGAUGGUGGUGGGCGGCAACCGCAGCCCCAGCAGCAGCAGCAGCUCCACCCCGCCCCCGUCGGUGGUGGUGGGCCAGCAGCAGCAGCAGCAUCCGGGCCAGAACCAGCCGCAGCGGUGGGGCAGCAGCUCGGUGAUCACCACCACCUGCCAGCAGCGCCAGCAGUCGGUGUCGCCGCACAGCAACGGCUCCAGCUCCAGUUCCAGCUCCAGCUCUAGCUCCAGCUCAUCCUCCUCCUCCUCCUCAUCCUCCAACUGCAGCUCCAGCUCCGCCGGCAGCUGUCAGUACUUCCAGUCGCCGCACUCCACUAGCAACGGCUCCAGUGCCCCGGCGAGUUCCAGCUCCGGUUCGAACACCACUCCGCUGCUGGAGCUCCAGGUGGACAUUGCCGACUCGGCUCAGCCCCUGAAUCUGUCCAAGAAGUCGCCCACGCCGCCACCCAGCAAGCUGCACGCCCUGGUGGCUGCCGCCAAUGCCGUUCAGCGGUAUCCCACAUUGUCCGCCGAUGUCACUGUGACGGCCUCCAACGGAGGACCACCGUCGGCGGCGGCCAGUCCCGCUCCCAGCAGUAGUCCCCCGGCGAGUGUGGGCUCCCCGAAUCCGGGUCUGAACACCGCCGUGCACAAGGUCAUGCUGGAGGCGUAAGUGGGUGGGAGAGUGUAUGGGAGAGACAGAGACUGGGAGGUUGGAAGGCAAGGCAAGGAUCAGCAGGAUCGAAAAGAUCAGCAGGAUCGGCAGAAGUUGAAUUAAAUUAUUUUACCUUUUAAUUGAGCCGUGUACAAAGUUUGAAAGCAAAACCAACAUGCAUGCAAUUUAAAAAGCUAAUAUUUAAAGCAACAAACAAAACAACUACAAGUUAUUAAUUUAAAAUUAAUGAAAAAGAAAACCCAAGCUUGAAUGGUAUUACAAACAAAAAAUGAAAAUUAAAAACAAAAACCAGAAAAAAAACAUAAAUAUAUUUUAGCAGUUAAAACUUUAAAGUAGCAAGCAACCAACAAACAAACAAACAAAAAAAAAUAAUUAAAAUAUUUCUGAAGCUGCUAACCCCUCCCUUUUCAGACCCCCCUUUAUUCUAUCAGCCCUUGAUUGUUUUAUAAGUUUUAAGAUCUUGUUGUAAAUAUUAAUUAUGUUUUAAAGUAACUAUGUUUAACGCUUUAGUUUUUAGGCAGAGCAAAAACUACUUUGCUUUUUUUGGAUGUUUUUUGAAAAAACUGCAAAUUAUUAUUAUUAAAUUAAAUUUAUAAAAACAAAACACUGAACAAAAUGUGUGUGUGAAAUUUUUUAUUGUGCGAUCUCCGAGCAGAAUUGAAGUGCAGUUUGCAACAAAUUUGAACUACAAUUAAGUUGAGAACGAUUCAUUUUUUAUGAAUUAAACUAAUUUUAUGAAUUUGUUAUAGUUUCUUUUUCUCCACCAUCCCACUUUUUAUGGCUCUAUAGCUCUUCUUAUCCGCAUCCUUAUUUUUCUCCUUUGGCACAAAGCUCUUUGCUGAGGAAUCAAGUGGAAUGAAUAUUGUUUUCUAAUUUUAAAAAAUAAAAAACUACCACAAAAUAUAAUUAAAAGGAAAAAAAAAACAGAAAUGAAAAUCAAACAAAAUGCUUCAAGUGCGAUGAUGAUGAUGAGGAAUCAGAGAAACCCAACGUUAAAUAUAUUUGUUGUGUAAAUAGUUAAAUGUUAAAUUAAAAAAAAAAAAACACAAAAAACAAAAGCAUAUUUAAAGUACAUAUAAAUACACCUAAUUAUUAAAUGCUUAAAGAUUCAAUGUUCGAUUGGCAUCUUAGAAAACCAAUACAAAAAAAUACAAAAAAAAUGAAUGAAAAAACAGAAAUUAUGAUAUAUUAUUUAAAAGUAAAGUAUACAUUUAUAUUAAAGUGAAAACAUAAAAAAAAAAACAAAAAGAGUAAACUUGCGGUAGCAAAAAAACUAUUACAUUAAUUACAUUUUAAUUAUGCUGUACUAUUAUGAUUAUUAAUUAUUAUGAUUAAUUAAUUACUAUUUUUAUGCUUAGACAAAACCAACAACAAAAAACAAAGAAACAAACAAAAAAAACUCAACAAAAAACAAAAAAAAAAAUACACUGGCGCAGAAAUUUGUAUUGUCAAAUCAAUAAAAAAUUUGUUUAAAAAUUUUCAAAAAAAAAUCUUCAGUUCUUUUUAUUUCAAUUUUCUAUUUUCAAUUUUCAGUUGCAAGUUUUUCCAAUUUUUCAGUUUUUCUUCGGUUCGAAAUGGUAAGAAUUUAUGGUUUAUUUGAUUUAUUUUCGCUUCUACACGACUACCGUGCUGUAAAAAAAAUUAUUCACUAAAAGGUAUAUCCAAAGUAUUUAUAUAUCAGACUCUGAAUUAAAUCAACAACAAUUUUAUGUGUAUAAAAAUUUAAAAAAAAAAAUGCGCCACACGGAAAAUAUGUAAAAAAAAACGAAUAAUUCUCAGCGUUGAAAGGGGAGAUCUGAAGAGGAAAAAACAGAAAAAUUAUAUUCUUUUAAAAUUUAUGCAGCGUAGGCAAGGAAGUUGGUUCCACCUGAAAUCGCGAGAAUUAACAAAAGGUAUCACACUUCAAUAAUUGACUCUAAUAUAUAUAUAUUAUAAAUAUUAAAAAGAUAUAUACACGAGCAUACGUAGAUGAAACGAUUUUGGUGUCUGGAUGUAUGUAUGUAAGUGUAUGUAACAUUGUCCGUAACUUUUAGCCACAAAAACAACAAAAAAACAAAACAAAUAUUAUGUAAUUGUGUAUCUAAAAGUGAAUAUUUUAUGUAAAAUCUAUCCCAGCAUAUUUAUGAUGGAUGGUGAAAGGAUAUUGGGAAAGGAUAUUCGACCGAACGACGGCAGCGACAACUGAAACAAUGAAAUUGCGACAAUUAAGCGUAACGUAACGUAAAAAUAAAUGUAAAACGUAAUCGUAAACAGCCGUAAGAGUUUAACGUAACGUAAUAUAAACUAAAAAUUUGAAAGGAUUAUUUGAUUGAGAAAAUAAUGCAAUUUUUGAGGCAACUCCAGCUGAGGCAUAUGAAUUACAGUAUAAAUAAUAUCUACUAACAUACAAAAAUAUAUAUAUAUAUAUACACAUGAAUAUAUUUUCAAGGACAGUCACAAAUCAAAUUGAGGCAAAAAAAGAGUUUUUAAACGAAGAAAAGAAAGAUUUGGCAAAGAAUUUUCAAAAAAGUGAAGAAUGAAAAGUCGAAAGGCAAGAAAGCUACGAAAAAAACAAUGUUUCUGACAAUUGAUAAAAUCUCCAUUAAAAAAAAAUAUUAAAAAUUUAAAAAAAAAAGGAAAUUUGUAUUUGUGAAAUAAAAUAAUAUUACAGUUUGUUUUAAAUGGAAACACAAUGAAAAAACCCCCCCAGAAUGGAAUAUGUGAAUAAAAUAUUACAAAUAAGUAUUUAAAAUAUAUCAACAGAAAUUAUGAAAAGCAA
Molecule: messenger RNA, 13074 nt
Organism: Drosophila ananassae
Lineage: Eukaryota; Metazoa; Arthropoda; Insecta; Diptera; Drosophilidae
Gene: Eip75B
Product: ecdysone-induced protein 75B, isoforms C/D
Exons: 3
Coding region: 7482-10313 (943 amino acids)
Biological process (GO): hormone-mediated signaling pathway; cell differentiation; negative regulation of transcription by RNA polymerase II
Molecular function (GO): zinc ion binding; nuclear receptor activity; RNA polymerase II cis-regulatory region sequence-specific DNA binding
Source: RefSeq, a predicted model, not a curated record